AUCGAGUCGGAGAUCAUAAAAUGCGCUCUCCUCGCACCAUCGCGACCCGCUGGACCGCUCUGGCGACCAAGCAAGAUUCAUCAGUAACGCCGACAUGUCUGGCAUGCGCUACCUCUCGACGCGGGGUGGAGCUGAACGACUGACGUUCGAAGAGGCAGUCUUGCGAGGCCUCGCCCCCAAUGGUGGACUCUACAUUCCUGUGAACCUUCCAUCGAUUCCCGCAGACUGGUCCACACGCUGGCGCAACCUCUCCUUUCCCGCCCUCUCCUUUGAGAUCCUCUCGCUCUUCAUUCCUCCUACUGCAGAAGAGGGAGGCAUCCAGCCAGCCGACCUGAAAGCGCUGCUGGAGAAAAGCUACAGCGAGUUCAGGGAUCCCAAGACGACGCCGUUGAAAAAGCUCAACUCUUCUGCGAGCGGUAGCGCUCAAGAAUGGUGUCUCGAGCUUUGGCAUGGUCCCACGUUUGCUUUCAAAGACGUCGCGCUGCAGACGCUGGGCAACCUAUUCGAAUACUUUUUGCAGAGGCGGAACGCGGGCAAGGCAGAGGGCGAAAGGCAGAAGCUGACUGUUGUGGGCGCCACGAGCGGUGACACUGGCAGCGCCGCGAUCGCGGGACUGCGCUCCAAAGCGGACAUCAGCAUCUUUAUUCUGCAUCCAAAGGGCAGAGUGAGCCCCAUUCAAGAGGCUCAGAUGACCACUGUGCUCGACGCCAAUGUGCACAAUUUGGCUGUCGAGGGAACCUUUGAUGAUUGCCAGGACGUCGUCAAAGCGCUCUUUUCGGAUGCGCAAUUCAACGCCAAGCACAGGCUCGGAGCGAUCAAUUCCAUCAACUUUGCUCGCAUCCUGGCACAAAUCGUCUACUAUUUUAGCGCGUGGUUCCAACUCUUGCAACAGACAGGCGAAGCAUCUCCCGACAUAGAGUUUGUCGUUCCGACUGGCAAUUUUGGAGACAUCUUGGCGGGCUACUACGCCAAGAGGAUGGGCCUGCCAGUUACAAACCUUGUCGUUGCGACCAACGAAAACGACAUUUUGCAACGCUUUUGGUCCACUGGCGCGUACGAAAAGGAGGCCUCCGGGGAUGCCGGGGCUUCUCAGACUGAGCCCGCGCAAGGAAGCUCCGACGGCGCUCAAGCCGGCACGGCAAAGGAUGCGAGCGGUGUCAAGGCUACCCUGAGCCCAGCGAUGGAUAUCCUGGUCAGCAGCAACUUUGAAAGGUUGCUGUGGUACAUUGCCUCCGAAACCGCUUCCGGAUCAGACAGAGAAGGCGACGCGGGCAAGCAGUUGGCACAGUGGAUGAAGGAGCUCAAGGAGCAGGGCAGGUUCCAGGUCGACAAGAACCAGCUUGAGGUUGCAAGGAGAGAUUUCGAAGCUGAGCGAGUAAGCGACAAGGAGACCAAGGAGACGAUCCUGCGCUACUUUAAUGCACCUCCCUCCUACCUCAUCGACCCGCACACGGCAGUAGGAUUUUGCGCAGCCAACCGCCUCUCGGCUCGUCGAGCAGGCGCCAAGCAUCAAGUGGUGCUGUCCACAGCGCAUCCGGCCAAAUUCAGCGAAGCAGUCACAUCGUCUUUGGAAUCUGCGGGUGCAUCUUUCGACUUUGAGCGAGACGUCUUGCCAAAGGAGAUGCACGGCUUGCUUGAAAAGGAGAGGCGCGUCAGAGACGUCAAGCUGGCCGAUGCUGACUCGCAAAGCGCGCCAAAGGUGGAGAGACUGGUGGAGGCGACCAAAAAGGUCAUUGAGCUGGAGGCAGGAAAGGUCUCUGCUGCGCAAGGCAAGGGUACCGAAAGCGUAUAGGGAGAAAAGCUAAUUCUGGCCUCAGUCAAUUCAUGCAAAGACAUUCCAC
Ceraceosorus guamensis is the source of this 1841-nucleotide messenger RNA. RefSeq names its product putative THR4-threonine synthase. Bases 95 to 1792 code for a protein of 565 amino acids. Lineage: Eukaryota; Fungi; Basidiomycota; Exobasidiomycetes; Ceraceosorales; Ceraceosoraceae. Gene Ontology annotation, molecular function: threonine synthase activity; pyridoxal phosphate binding. The record is from RefSeq and is a predicted model, not a curated record. The transcript is spliced from 5 exons. Gene Ontology annotation, biological process: L-threonine biosynthetic process.